AAUGAUAUUCGAAUUUGAAGAAAUGUUGGAUUUCUGUCGAAAACACCGGGUGCUGAUAGGUUCAGUGGUUGGUGUAGGUAUUACUUAUUUUGCUUUGCGACGGUACUGUGCUGGGGGAGUCUGCAGAAGCAAAGCAAGACUUGAUGGGAAAACUGUGAUCAUCACUGGGGCCAAUACAGGGAUAGGGAAAGAAACAGCUAUUGAUUUGGCCUCCAGAGGUGCCCGAGUUAUUUUAGCAUGCCGUGAUGUUUUGAGGGCAGAGAGAGCGGCCACAGAGAUCAUCGCUAAGACCAACAAUCAGAAUGUAGCAGUGAGGAUUGUGGACCUGGCGUCUCUAGCAUCUAUCAGAAAGUUUGCCGACAAUAUCAACAAAACGGAGCCUAAAGUUAAUAUUCUUAUCAAUAAUGCAGGCAUUAUGAUGUGUCCGUAUUGGAAGACAGAGGAUGGUUUUGAGAUGCAGUUUGGGGUUAACCACUUAGGUCACUUUCUACUGACCAAUCUACUGCUGGAUAAAAUUAAAAGUUCUGCUCCUGCCAGAAUCAUUAAUGUAUCCUCACUUGCUCAUACACGAACUGAAAAGAUCAAUUUUGAUGAUAUCAACAGUGAGAAAGAUUAUGAUAGUAGGUUUGCCUACAGACAAAGCAAACUCGCCAAUGUUUUGUUCACACGGGAGUUAAAUCGAAGACUAGAAGGAACAAAUGUAACAGCUAAUUCCCUACAUCCUGGGCUUGUCUUGACCGAACUCAUACGAUAUUUACCACAAACAGUGCCAGCAUACCUCAGAAUAUUUUUCCCAUUAAUUUUAUUCUUUGCGAAAACUCCCAAACAAGGAGCACAGACCAGUAUAUACUGUGCUGUAGAGGAGAGUCUAGAAAAUGUUACAGGAAAAUAUUUUAGUGACUGUGCUAUUAAGGAGGAAGCCAAAGCUGCUCAAGAUGAUGAAGUCGCCAAGAAGUUGUGGGAAAUAUCGGAGAAAAUGGUGGGGCUCAAACACUGAAGAUAGCAUGCAGCAUAUGUGUUUAUAAAGAAUAUUCAAUUUUUUUUCUAUUUAUUUGCUACUGUUCUGAAUAAUUGGGUCUUUUCACUUUCCUGUGGAAAGACCUAAUGAAAUUGUACUGUUUAUUUUUUUUUUUUUUUUUCGCUGAGUGAUUUUGAGUUCCAAGAUAUAUCAAAAAGAGGUGAAAAUGUAAUUUUCAAAACAUUUUUACAGUUGACACUGUGUAUUUGUACUUUCUUUGACCCCUCAAGGAUUUAUUCCCCUUUUGCAUUUCAAGCUUGUUAUUGCUACUCAUCCAAAACCAUGAACCGAAGAGAUACCAAACCUUCAACAUUUACUAUUACCGGUAUGUCUUCGACUAACUUUGUAGACUCUCUGAGCUAUUCAGGUCAAAAAGAUUCAUUGGCCCCUUGAAGUAGUCAAAUGUAUUGCCCCUGAAAGAUUUAGUGUUUGCGUUUAAUUAAAAGUUUUUAAAAAAAUGACCUUUGAUUUUUAAUACUUGGUCAAUGUCAAAAGUCAAGGUCAAAAAGGAAUUUCUUUAAAAAUGAGAUUUUCCAAUAUUAAGCAAUUUUUUGCAUUCUAUUUCAUAAAAAAUGUAUGUUUAAAGACAAAUAUAUAAAAAUUAUAUGUAAAAUCCUUAAGAGAGGUAGAAGAACCUUUAAUUGUUUUGUGAAAAAAAUAGUCAACUAGUUAAAAUUGCAGUGCUUAUUACAUAUACUUUAUAAUAAUAAUA
Molecule: messenger RNA, 1730 nt
Organism: Saccostrea echinata
Lineage: Eukaryota; Metazoa; Mollusca; Bivalvia; Ostreida; Ostreidae
Product: retinol dehydrogenase 12-like
Exons: 7
Coding region: 2-997 (331 amino acids)
Source: RefSeq, a predicted model, not a curated record